CCACACGUUCUCAUCAUCCCCGGGGCAUGGUACCCAACUUCAAUCCUAGAGAUAUUCAUCAAAUCGUUAAAGGGAGCAGGGUUUUCUACUGAAGCAGUCUCCCUCCCCAGUUUCGGAACAGCAGGCAUCUCGGUCCAAGACGAUGAAGCACACGUAAAAGAUCGGCUUACGUCUCUCGCCAACGAGGGAAGGGAUAUUAUUAUCUUCGCCCAUUCGUACGGCGGUAUGGUUACAACAGGAGUUAUCGCUAACCCCAGUCUAGAUAAAAGGAGCAGAGAAGGACAGGGAUUAAAAGGCGGUAUUGUUGGUAUUGUGUACCUGGCGGCUAUUGUACCUAUACAAAAUGAGUCGAUUCUUCAACUAGUGGGUGGGAAGUGGUUAGAGUAUAUUAAUGCAGAUAGAGUAAGUGUUAGCUGUGUCCUCUACACGAUUAAUGAUACAGAGACCUUUUAUCACGACUGCUCAGCAGAAAUAGCUAGCAGCGUUGCAGCAACUCUAAAGCCACACUCUGAGGAAGCCUUGAAAACAGCGCCUUCAGCAAUAGGAUGGCAAGAUAAGGCAUAUAACGGUCGACGAGCCUAUAUUCGGUGUCUUCAGGACAGAGCGCUUCCUAUUACUAUACAAGACCACUUAAUUGCUCGAUCGGAAGUCGAGUGGGUGGUCAAGACUUUGGACUCCUCUCACAGUCCGUUUCUGUCUAUGCCGGAUGAGUUGGCGAGGGUUUUGGUGGAGAUUCUAGAAUGGUUUGUUAAAAAUUAA
Molecule: messenger RNA, 759 nt
Organism: Trichoderma virens Gv29-8
Lineage: Eukaryota; Fungi; Ascomycota; Sordariomycetes; Hypocreales; Hypocreaceae
Exons: 2
Source: RefSeq, a predicted model, not a curated record